This is a messenger RNA of Nicotiana attenuata, 2368 nucleotides long. RefSeq names its product probable protein S-acyltransferase 1. Gene Ontology annotation, biological process: peptidyl-L-cysteine S-palmitoylation; protein targeting to membrane. Bases 454 to 1902 code for a protein of 482 amino acids. Gene Ontology annotation, cellular component: endoplasmic reticulum; Golgi apparatus. Gene Ontology annotation, molecular function: protein-cysteine S-palmitoyltransferase activity. The transcript is spliced from 6 exons. The record is from RefSeq and is a predicted model, not a curated record. Lineage: Eukaryota; Viridiplantae; Streptophyta; Magnoliopsida; Solanales; Solanaceae.
AGAGAAAAAGCAUAAUUGGAGAAUUUUCACACAUAUUGGAUAGGUACAUUUCAUCAAUAUUUUUGGAGAGAAGAGAGAGGGGAAGAAUCAUUUCUGGGUAAAUCCGUCUUGACACAUAAACACAACAAAAAGCAGCUGUUUCUUGAUCACAUAUUUUGUGUCAAAAUUAAAAGAAAAAAGACUUUCUCUUUCUCUCUCUUUUGUUACAUAUUUUAUGUCCAAACCCCAUUUCUUGAAACCCCCCCUCAAGACUUUUAAUUCCCAAAAUUGUUGAUAAAAAGAGGAUCUUUUUCUGAAUUUGAUAUGCUUUAUUUACAUGGGUUAUUGCAAACUGAUUAAUAGGAGGAUAAGAGAAGGAGUUUGAUUGUUAUUUUGGGAUAAGAAGCAUAGCAAUCCAGAAAGUUGAAAUUUUUUGGGUUGUUUUGUUUCAUUAAAUUCCAAAUUUUCAAAGUUAUGGUUCGUGAAAAACAUAAACCUCUGAGGCUUUAUCAGGUUUGGAAAGGAAGCAAUAAAUUCUUAUGGGGUGGAAGAUUGAUCUUCGGUCCGGAUGUGGCAUCAUUGUUUCUAUCAACACUUUUAAUUGCUGGCCCGGCACUUGCUUUUUGUAUAAAAGUCUCUUGUGUAAUCAGACAUCGCAUCAAAGAGCACAAAGAUGCUGGUCCUUGGUAUCCUAUCCUUGGAAUUGGAGUAGUUCUUACCAUUAUGGAUAUAGUUUUUCUCUUUAUGACAUCUAGUAGAGAUCCUGGCAUUGUCCCAAGAAACACGACACCUCCUGAAUCUGAUGAAACAUUUGAUAUACAUACUCCUUCCAUGGAAUGGGUCAACGGUAGAACUCCUCAUUUGAAACUUCCACGAACAAAAGAUGUCAUCGUCAAUGGACACACAGUUAAAGUCAAGUACUGUGAUACAUGUUUGCUGUAUCGACCUCCUCGUUCAUCUCAUUGUUCUAUCUGCAACAAUUGUGUUCAAAGAUUUGAUCAUCACUGUCCCUGGGUUGGUCAAUGCAUUGGACUUCGGAAUUACAGAUUCUUCUACUUGUUCAUAUCUACGUCAACCAUAUUAUGUAUAUAUGUCUUCAUCAUAUCUUUGGUCAAUAUUCUUCAUCGUGGUGGAAACGUAUGGAGAGCUAUUUCACAAGAUAUCUUGUCAGAUGUUCUCAUUGUAUACUGCUUCAUUGCUGUUUGGUUUGUUGGUGGCCUUACUAUUUUCCAUUUUUACCUGAUCAGCACUAACCAGACUACAUAUGAAAACUUCAGGUAUCGAUAUGAUAAGAAGGAGAAUCCCUAUAAUAGGGGGAUGAUUGAAAAUAUAAAAGAAGUUUUCUUUUCCAGGAUCCCACCUUCCUUAAAUAAAUUUCGAGCGAUCAUUAAAGAAAAUGACCUUGUAAUGAUUGAGCGACCAACUUCCAGCUUUGUGGGAAACAUCACUAGCUCAAAAGAGAAGAUAGAUAUUGAGAUGGGAGCGAUGUUUCCAGAGGAUAGUGGACUUACACUUCCUGAAAUUUUGCGGAAUUUGGAAUAUGAGGAGAUAGAGGAUACUUUAAAAAGCCGGGAAGGAACUGGAGAUACUUAUUCUGAUUCUGGUGAUUAUAUACGAAGCAUCUCCAGCUUAACAGAGAAAGUUGAUAUUGAGGUCGGAGAUAACUCUGCAGAAGAUAAAGGAGUCGCACAGCCAGAAAAUUCAGAGAAUAUGAAUGGCGAUAACAUGACGAAGAACUUCAAAAACAAGGAUGAAGACGGGAGAAAUGAUUAUCAACCUUUUUGGUUUUCUCUUGAACAAGAUAAAGAAACUGUAAAGAGCUCCACUCUAGGAAGUGGAUCUAAUGUAGAAGAGCACUCAGAAGAAGUAAAUAGCUCGGCUCAGUAUAUGACACCAAUAAAUGAACCUAGCCCGAAGGUCUAGCAUACAGUACAAGGAACUCCUCCUUAAGUCUUUUCCGUUUUACGUUGUGCACAAGCUGAGAAAAUUUGCUUUCCUCAAGGAUAGCAUUUGGCAAGCUUGGGAACACUACCAAGAUACACGACUUUUCAGAUUAUCAUUGACAAGAUCAGAAACGAUUUGCAGAAUUGUGUUUGAAAUAAUGCAGGGUCUUGCUUGAGAUGAGAGAGCAGAUCCUGUUGGAGUUCAAAAUUGUAGAUAGAUUGAUGAAUAGCUCUUUUCUCUUAAAUUGUUCAUCCUUUACUCCAACUCCAUGCAAAGUCUCCUUUUAUUCUCUUAAAAACAGUGUGCAUAGUUUGCAACAAGAUGUGAAGCUAAUAGGGUUAUGGAAACAAUGUUGGAGAACAAAUAGAUAGAUGUGUGUAAAUUUGAUUUUGCAGCUUCUUUUCCCAAAUUUGUUUUCUAUUGGAACGUUUUGAAUUUUUUUUCC